AUGGAGAUGGUGGUGGGCGCGUCGGAGGCGACGAUGAAGUCGCUGCUGAGCAAGCUGGGCGGGCUGCUGGCGCACGAGUACGCGCUCAUCCGCGGCGUCCGCGGCGACAUCCAGUACAUCAACGACGAGAUGGCCAGCAUGCAGGCCUUCCUCGUCGACCUCGUCCCCCGGGGCCACGACAGCCGGAUGAAGGACUGGAUGAAGCAGAUCCGCGAUGUCACCUACGACAUCGAGGAUUGCGUCGACGACUUCGCGCACCGCCUCCCCCACGACCCCGCCGCCGGCGGCGACGUCUGCUGCGCCUUCAUCGUCUCCCCGGUCUACGAGAUCUGGACCUGGCGGCCUCGCCGCACCAUCGCCUCAUCCAUCGCCGAGCUCAAGGUGCGCGCGCAGCAGAUCGGGGAGCGCCGGACCAGGUACGGCGUGGAGAACCCCAGGACCUUGGAGGGCGAGUCCGGCGGAGCUCUCCCCAAAUUCGAAACCGCCGAGUACCAGCACACGACCCUUGCGCUCGUUGGCACCAAGAAGCCCGUCGGAGUGGAAGAGGAGAUGAAGGAACUCGGCAGGUGGCUGACAUUGCAACAGCCAUCUGCCCACGAUUCCUCCUCCUCCUCCUCCUCCUCCUCCUCAGACCCUGCAUCCCAAACGGAUGCUCUGAAGCAAGACCACGCCGUGCUGUCCAUCGUCGGCUUCGGAGGGGUCGGCAAGACGACCAUCGCCACGGCCUUGUACCAGGCAUACAGCGAUCAAUUCGACCGCCGGGCGACGGUCACCGUGUCGCAGAGCUCUGACAUUGACAUGAUACUGCUGACCAUACUCAGUCAAGUCAAGCCGCAAUCCAAAGAUGAUAACGAGCAGCAAGGCAGCAACGGUGGUGGCCCCUCCGACAGGAAAUCCCUCAUGGCUACCAUUGGAACAGUAUGGGGUACUAUCAUGCACAAGGGCCGCAAGGACGAUGAGCAGCGAGGUGGCGGCACCUCUCAGACAACAAAAGAUCUCAAGCAGCACUUGGAGGAGCACUUGGUGAAAAACAGUUACUUGCUCUUAGUUGAUGAUGUGUGGUCUGCACCAAUGUGGAAGAAGAUAAAGAAUUCAUUGCCUAAAAGUAAUAAAGGCAGUAGAAUAAUAGUUACCACACGCUUUCAAGCUGUUGCCAAUGAGUGCAGAAGAUAUAAAGGAGAUCACAUUCAUAAAGUUGUGGUACUUAGUGACAAUAAGCCAAAAGAAUUAUUCAUGGCCGAAUCUGGAAUUAGCGUGGACAAGCCUAAAGAAAACCAGGAGAAAAUUCCAGCCAGACUCUGGGAAAUGUGCGGGGGUCUGCCAUUGGCCAUUGUUACCAUGGCUGGUUAUGCUGCUUGCAAUCCAGACAAACUGGUGGACAAGUGGGAUGAGGUUUGCAGUACACUGGUACCAGUCUCCGGGAAAGCUCUUGGCCAGGACGGAGUCACCAGGAUACUCAGUCACUGCUACAAUGAUAUGCCUGGUGAGAUCAAGACUUGCUCCUUGUAUCUGUGCAUAUUCCCAAAGGGCCGCAAGGUCAGCAGGAAGCGGCUGACGAGGCGAUGGCUAGCAGAGAGAUUUGUCAGUGAGAAAGAUGGGUUGAGUGCUGAAGAUGUCGCAGAGGCAUACUUCAAUCAUCUCGUAAGGAGGAAGAUUAUACGGGCUGUGGAGCACAACAGCAACGGCAAGGUGAAGAGCUACCAAGUCCAUGACAUGGUUCUCGAGUACAUCGUAUCCAAGGCAAGUGAAGAAAACUUCGUCACCGUGGUCGGUGGCCACUGGCUCAUGGCGCCACCUAGCAACAAAGUCCGCCGUCUGUCCCUCCAAGUUAGCGACACGAAACACAAGAAAUCAAUGGAGAGCAUGAAUUUAACUCAUGUCCGAUCUCUGACCAUGUUUGGGAGCUUGACCCAACUGCCUUCUAAUUCAUUGAAAUUUGGAAUUGUGCAAGUACUGGACCUUGAAGGUUGCAAGGAUUUCAAACAACAUCAUGCUGAGGAGAUAUGCAAGAUGCUUCUACUCAAGUAUCUAAGCCUCCGAAGGACAGACAUUGACAAGAUUCCCAAAAAAAUUGGAAAGCUCCAGUAUUUGGAGACUCUUGACAUAAGAGAGACCAAUGUCACAGAGUUGCCGAACACCAUCUGCCUGCUUGAACGAGUGGAGAACAUACUUGGUGGGAACAAAAGAACACGGAAGGCACUGAAACUUCCCGAAGAUCUGAAGAAGGAAACAAUGAAAAGCCUGCGUAUACUGUCAGGUAUUGAGAUUGUCGAGGGACAAGGCACAGUGGCAGACUUUCAUCAUCUGACAGAUCUGAGGAAGCUUACCAUUUACAGGCUCAACCUCAAAAAGGGUAGUGAGCUUUUUGGAGAACUAAGCUCCUCGAUCGAGUACCUUGGUGGCUAUUCUCUCCACACCCUGGUGAUCGACGAUGAGUCGUCUGAGUUUCUGAUAUCACUAGGUGCUCUCUCUUCCCCUCCAAAGUUUCUCAAUGCUCUAGAGCUGUCCGGCAAGCUGGUUGAGCUCCCAAAAUGGAUCACAGAGCUGGAUGCCCUCACGAAGCUGACCCUCUCGGUGACGGUGCUCACUGCUGAUGCUUUGCACGUAUUGAGCAAGCUCAAUACAUUGUUCUCGCUCACAUUUUCGCUCACUGCAGCAAAGCAGGACCCAGAAACAAUCUUCAUCAUCGAGGAGAACAAAGGGCGCUCUGAUGGGCAGAUAAUGGUUCCAACUGGUGGAUUUGAGAAUCUCAAGCUUCUUCGCUUCUUGGCUCCUUUCGUGCCGCGGCUAAGCUUUCCAAAAAAUUCGUUGCCGAAGCUCGAAAGGCUUGAGCUUCGGUUCAGCAUGUUUGAGGGACUGUAUGGCUUAGAAAACCUUGCAGAGCUCAAAGAGGUGCAUCUCAGAGUGCAUGACAAAGCAGACGAGACUACAAAGUCGUUGGUAGAAGGUAUGGCAACUGCAGCCAGGGAAGGUAACAAGUGCCCUAGAAUUAUCGUCGAUCAGUAUCACGGGCGAGAGUGA
This is a messenger RNA of Triticum turgidum subsp. durum (durum wheat), 3021 nucleotides long. Lineage: Eukaryota; Viridiplantae; Streptophyta; Magnoliopsida; Poales; Poaceae. The record is from the annotation of a GenBank genome assembly.